AUUGUUGACAAGAAGACACAAAUGUUUUUAGUGAAACUUUGAUAAGUCUUUUCAUUCGAACACCACAUCAAUAUGAGCAAAAGAAAAGGCCCCGAAACAGCCUCAAAACCAAAUGCCGAUUUCAGCGAUUUUCUUAUGGAACUAGCUAAUUACGAAAAGAAUGUCAAUCGAGCCAUGCACAAGUAUAAUGCCUAUAGGAAAGCUGCUGGAGCAGUGGCCAAACAUCCAACUAGAAUUACAAGUGGCGAGGAGGCCAGAAAGCUGGAUGGUGUUGGCAUAAAGAUUGCCAAGAAAAUUGAGGAGUUCAUUAAAACAGGAAAGUUGGAGAAGCUGGAAAAGAUAAGAGCAGAUGACACCAGUGUGGCCAUAAAUGAACUGACACGUGUCACUGGCAUAGGUCCUGCAAAUGCUCAAAAGCUUGUAUCUGAAGGAAUUACUAGUAUUGAAGAACUGAAAAAGCAUACAAACAAGCUGAAUCAUCACCAGCAAAUUGGCCUAAGACACUUUAAUGACUUUGAAAAAAGAAUACCAAGAGAGGAAAUGCUGAAACUAAAGGAAAUUGCAUUUGGAGAAAUAAAAAAGGUUAGUGAGGACUAUACAGUUGAGGUGUGUGGCAGUUUUCGCCGAGGGGCAGGGAGUAGUGGGGAUAUCGAUAUCCUGCUUACUCAUCCAGCCUUCACUUCAAAAACUAAGAAACAGCCAGAUUUAUUGCACAGAGUGGUGAAGCAUCUGGAAGACAUAAAGUUUGUGACAGACACACUUUCUCAUGGGGAUUCAAAGUUCAUGGGGGUGUGCUGUCUUACAAAAGAAGAAGAUGGUCCAGAACCCUGUUUCAGAAGAAUAGAUAUCAGGUUCAUUCCUCAUGAUCAGUUCUUCUGUGCCUUGCUGUACUUCACUGGGUCUGAUGUUUUCAACAUGAAAAUGCGUCAGCAUGCCCUUGAUCAAGGGUUCACACUUAAUGAGUACUGUCUUCGUCCUAUUGGCAGCACAGGUGUCCCUGGGGAACCUUUGCCUAUAACAAGUGAAGAGGACAUUUUUGAGUACAUUGGUAUGCCAUACAAAAAACCGAGUGAGCGAUCAGCUUAAUAGUUCCCACAGGCUAAUUUACAAAGAGUGCAAUCUUGAAUAGCCCCUGGGGAUCAAUAAAGUUGUAUUGCAUAGGUUUAUUUUCAACAUCCAAGUAUUAACACUUUUUGAUGACUGUAGCUUUUUAUGUUACUCAUGUCAACUCAGGAAAUAUGUCUACGUUAACAGCACAAUGUAUGAUGCACCACACCUUCAUAGUAAAAUGUCUUCAUUAAGUAGAAGCAAUUUCUAUCAAAUUAACCAACAUAGUCAUCUUCUGUAUACAAAGUGCAAAUGGACUACUGUGAACAGUUUAUCACAAUGAAAAGUUUGGUAGCGUGCAUAACUACAGAUUAUAAUUGUCCUCGCCAUAAUCUAAAUGUACACUGAUGUACAUUGCUAGUAAAUGUCACCCUCCUCUUUCCUACAUGCAUUUGAGAAGUUAUCUUAUCAACUGAUCACUGGUCAUUUUGCCCCAAGAUCAUAUCUCCUCAGUCAUAUCAUCUCAGCUAUGUCCAUAUCAUCCUGAGUAAGUUCAUACUGUCCGAACACUGAAAGCAUAAUCGUCCCAGGCCCAAAAGACGAAUCAAUCACCAAUGACACAAGUAGCUAUUAAUGUCAAAUAUUACUAACAGAGCCAUUUGUUCGAAUGCAAAGAACCGCCUUUUUCAAAGAGUUAUAUGAAGAUUUAAAUUUUUUUUUUUACUUAACCCAACGCUUAUAAUCGUUAUAUUGAAAUGCACACAUUGUAAGUAUAGCAUUUUGGCUAGUAUAGUACAUAUAAUAUUUAUGUACAUAUUUUCUGUUUAGCAACUACAUUAGCUUUACUCUUUAUAUAAACUUUGGUUACUUACCUGUGUGUUUGUAUGCAUGAUACACCAUUAUUGAUGGUAAUAAAAUGAUUCAUCAAAAAUGUUUUACAACUUUGAUGUCUCGAAA
This is a messenger RNA of Pomacea canaliculata, 2004 nucleotides long. Its product is annotated as DNA polymerase beta-like. The record is from RefSeq and is a predicted model, not a curated record. The transcript is spliced from 13 exons. The coding region runs from base 73 to 1086 and encodes 337 amino acids. Lineage: Eukaryota; Metazoa; Mollusca; Gastropoda; Architaenioglossa; Ampullariidae. Gene Ontology annotation, molecular function: DNA binding; DNA-directed DNA polymerase activity. Gene Ontology annotation, biological process: double-strand break repair via nonhomologous end joining. Gene Ontology annotation, cellular component: nucleus.